Messenger RNA from Heterobasidion irregulare TC 32-1, 2303 nucleotides. RefSeq names its product glycosyltransferase family 2 protein. Bases 270 to 1682 code for a protein of 470 amino acids. The record is from RefSeq and is a predicted model, not a curated record. The transcript is spliced from 6 exons. NCBI's taxonomy places the organism in Eukaryota, Fungi, Basidiomycota, Agaricomycetes, Russulales, Bondarzewiaceae.
AGGAUCGGGUGGGUGGAAAUAGACUGGAGACAGGGAGGGACGGCUUGGCGGGGGCUUGGCCGCAGGAAUGGACAGCGACGGAGAUUGAAAGUCCGCCGGGUGGAGCGUCUGUAGUCAGCCCGACCGUCCCCUCAGCCUUCUGCCCGCCGUCGCCCGGUCUCCUUCGCCAUCGUCGCACCCCCGCUCUUUAUCUUCUCCCUCUCUGCUGCCCGCCCAUCACGCGCACACACGCACCCCCAGCGCAGCCGCGGCUCGCCUGAGUCCCCCCGAUGUUGUAUCUCACAAAAGACCAGUUUCCAAUAUUCGUCCCUUUUGGCGUCAUCGGCUUCUACCGCUACCUCUGGUACAGCAUACGUAUCCUCGCCUCCUUCAUCUACAAGCCCGUGCCCCUCCCAGAAAACCCCACCUACAUCGCCUCGGACGAUGUCACCAUCAUCGUCCCCACCAUCGACGCCGGUGAGGAGUUCAAGGAGGCCGCCCACUCCUGGCUCGUCGGAAAGCCAAAGGAGAUCAUCAUCAUCACAGAGGAGAAGAUGCGCGGCCCCCUCCAGGACCUCGCAAACGCCGUCGACCCAGAGCGCAUCCGCGUCCUCACCGUCCCCUUCGCAAACAAGCGCCUUCAGAUGUCCCACGGCAUCAAGAACACCACCACCGACAUCAUCUUCUUCGCGGACGACGACGCAAUCUGGCCCCCCACCCUCCUUCCCUCCGUCCUCGCCUGCUUCGAGGACCAGAAGGUCGGCGGCGUCGGCACCUCCCAGCGCGUACAGCCCGUCGGCGCCCGCAUGACCGUCUGGGAGGUCCUCGCCGCCUUCCGCCUCACCAUCCGCAACAUCGAGAUCGCCUCCUCCACCCACAUCGACGGCGGCCUCCCCUGCCUCUCCGGCCGCACCGCCGCCUACCGCACCGUCAUCCUCAAGGACCCCGAGUUUCUCCACGGCUUCACACACGACUACUGGCUCGGCAAGUACCACCUCAACUCGGGCGACGACAAGUUCCUCACCCGCUGGAUGGUCACCCACGGCUGGAGCACCUACGUCCAGUGCUGCAAGGAGGCAGAGCUCCUCAGCACCAUGAAGCCAAACUGGCGCUUCCUCAAGCAAGUCCUCCGCUGGACACGCAACACGUGGCGCUCCGACCUCCGCUCGCUCUUCAUGGAGAGGCAGAUCUGGACCUCGCAUCCCUACGUCGCGUAUACCAUGGUUGACAAGCUCUUCAACCCCUUUACCCUUCUCGCGGGCCCGGGCCUGGUCGCCUACGUCGUCUACAAGAGCACGAUACCCACAGACCAAGGCGGCUUCCACCUGCCGUGGUGGAACGUCGUCAUCUGUUACGUCGUGUGGCUCACCGCAACGCGCACCUUGAAGCUCCUCCCGCACCUGUGGAACCGCCCACAGGACGUGAUCUACGUCCCCGCGUUCAUCCUGUUCGGGUACUACUUCGCGAUCAUGAAGAUCUACGCCCUGUUCACCCUCCACGAGACCGGCUGGGGCACCCGCGCGGGCAUCGGCGAUCCGUCGACCGCUAUGGCUGCGGCGGACGACAAGGACAAGCCGUCCGAGACGAUGCACGACCUCAAGGGCCCGUCGUCGUCGCCUCCGCCGCAGCGCUACCACGACAUGCCGGCGCCGGCGCCGCAGUACGCGCAGCAGAUGGAGAUGCAGACCGGGUUCGCGCGGUGAGGCCAGAGGACAGAGCCCGAGAGAGAGAGAGGAAGACACGGCGCGCGAAGGACGAUAGGACGAUGCCAGCUGGGUUUCGUCCGUUUGUGUUUGUGUUUUUUUUUUCUCGUAGAGUGCCCGAGGAGGGAGGGAGAGAUGUUUACGAUACGCCACAUACCACCAUCAUUAUACCGUACCCCGCCGAGCACGUCCGAGCACUUGUUUGUGAUUGCAUGGCCGCGCGCCGUCGCCCCUGGGCGGUGCGCCCCCGUCGGGUCCGUGCCUGCCGCCGCAUCACGCAUUCAGUAUAUACAUACCAUCCAUCCAUCCAUCCAUCCCUUUUAUGCCCAUCCAUCUCCAUCUCCAUCUCCAUCCUCAUCUCCAUCUCCAUCCUUGCACAUCUCCACCGUCGCAUCAUAAAAGGCCGUGCCGGUACCUCUCUCUACUAGCACGAGCGGGACUUUCGAUAGCCACAGAUUUAAUGCGUGGGCGGCGGGGUUGGGGCGGGGACGGGGGCGGGGUGGGGUGGGGUGGGGCCGUUGGGCUCGAACGCAUGCGGGACUUUUUCAUGUUCGUUUUGUUUCGGUUUUCCUUUUGUUCUCUCUCUCCUCCGAGUCCUCUGCGUAAUUUUUUUUUUCUGUC